CCCCACAGCAGAUUGGAAUUAUAUUCAAACCCAACACAGAGAACCUGUCACAACCUUCCCUUCAGAUCAUUCCCAGCUCAAAGAACAAUGGCUCUCCUGUCUCUAUUCUCCCUUAUUUCAGUAUUUGUUUUCCUCACGCCGCCGCCGUCGUCUUUGGUGGUUCUUGCCCAGCAACCUUAUGAGGGAUUGACCACAACAGCUUGCGACGCCAUCGAUAACUCCUCCUCGAAGCUCGGAUACACCUGCAACGGCCUCAACACGAGCUGCCAAUCCUACCUCAUUUUCCGGUCCCGAUCCCCUUACAACACGGUCUCGUCCGUCUCGACCCUCUUCGCCUCAAGCCCGUCUCGAGUCUCAUCGAUAAACUCGGUCUCUGAAUCCACGAGCUUUGGUACGGAUCGGAUGGUGAUAGUCCCAAUCACCUGCUCAUGUUCAGGUCAGUACUAUCAAGAGAAUGCCAGUUAUGUUGUCCAGUCAGGAGAUACCUUCUUGUACAUUGCCAAUAACACUUAUCAAGCCCUCUCGACAUGCCAAGCUCUCCAGAAUGUGAACAACAUGAGUGCUUCUGAUUUGUCUGUUGGUGCAUCAAUUACUGUCCCUGUUAGGUGUGCUUGCCCAACAAAAAACCAGAGUGAUGCGGGUAUAAAUUAUCUCUUGACCUAUGCUACCGUGAAUGGCGAUGUCCUUUCCGAUAUUAGCGAAAGAUUCGGAGCCGAUUUCACUGCUACUUUAGAAGCUAAUGGACUCUCUGGACAAGACACCAUCUAUGCUUUCACCACACUUCUCAUACCGUUGGAAAAUCCGCCCACGAGUUCUCAAACCACGUCACCGUCUCCUCCUCCGUCGUCAUCACCGCCACCAUCGCCGCCUUCCACCGUUACAUCUCCCCCAGGCAAAAGUUCGAGUACAUGGGUCUAUGUCACUAUCGGUGUUCUUGGUGGAAUUGCUGUGAUUGCGGUGUUAGGCACAGUCGUUUUCUUUAUGUUCUUCAGAGGAAGGACUAAGAGAGAGAGAAUCGACUCGACCGUGGUCUCGGAUAGCUUUGAGGCAUUCGAAAAACCAAGCAAUAAGAGGUUGGAUGAAGACUCUCUGGAUUUCCUCGAUAGCGUAUCUAGCAUCGCGCAGUCCAUCAAGGUGUAUACUUACGAAGAGCUGCAAGCCGCAACCAAGAACUUCAGUUCUAGCUGUUUGAUCAAGGGAUCGGUCUACCGUGGAAAAAUCAACGGAGAUCACGCAGCAAUCAAGAGAAUGAACGGGAACGUGUCGAGGGAAGCCGAAAUACUGAGCAAGAUCAGCCACUCCAGUCUUAUCCGCCUCUCGGGUGUAUGCUUCGACGAGGGGCAAUGGUUCUUUGUAUAUGAAUAUGCAGUGAACGGACCCUUGAGCGAAUGGAUUUACCAGAAUAACAGCGAAGGGAGAUUCUUAACUUGGAUGCAGAGAAUGCAAAUCGCUUUGGAUGUGGCCACCGGGCUCAACUAUCUCCAUCUCUUCACGACCCCGCCUUUCGUCCACAAGAACAUCAAGAGCAGCAACAUUCUUCUCCAUAGCGACUUCAGGGCCAAGAUAGCGAGUCUCGGACUCGCAAGAUCGGCAGAAGGAGAGGGCGGGGAAUUUGCCUUGACAAGGCACAUCGUCGGGACAAAAGGCUAUAUGGCUCCUGAGUACUUGGAGAACGGUUUGAUCUCCGUGAAACUAGACGUCUAUGCGUUCGGCGUUCUCUUGCUGGAAAUGAUGACCGGGAAAGAGGUCAUUUCUUUGUGUGGAGGAGAAAACAUGCAAGCGUAUGAUAUUGUGAGUUUGGCGCUUGCUGAGGAUGGCGGGCACGAGAGGCUGAUGCGGUUGAUCGACCCUACGAUGAGUGAGACGUACCCGUUGGACCUUGCCGUGUACGUUGUCAGGAUAAUCAAGAGUUGCCUGAAGAAAAAUCCCGUGGAUCGCCCUUCCAUGGAUGAGAUCGUGCAGUCUCUGUCGAAGGUCCUCACGGCGUCAUUGGCCUGUGAACACCAGAACAUCCUCGCUAGGUAGCGAAGUUUCUGCAUUUCUUCGAGCCAUAAUUAGAUUGUUUGCACAGAAACGCACUGAUACAGACACUA
Rhodamnia argentea is the source of this 2093-nucleotide messenger RNA. Its product is annotated as lysM domain receptor-like kinase 4. The transcript has a single exon. Gene Ontology annotation, molecular function: ATP binding; protein kinase activity. Gene Ontology annotation, biological process: protein phosphorylation. Lineage: Eukaryota; Viridiplantae; Streptophyta; Magnoliopsida; Myrtales; Myrtaceae. The record is from RefSeq and is a predicted model, not a curated record. Bases 88 to 2025 code for a protein of 645 amino acids.